UAUCCUAAUCAAGAGUACAUUUCUAUAUCCAUUAAUGAAAAUAACAUUAAUGAUCAAAAUAUAUUUAUCAACCAAGCCGAAGAAUAUAUGAAAGACUUUAGUAAACCUGCUAAUUUAAUAGGAUUUAAACAGUUGGUUGACGACUUUGAAAUUGAACUACCAGAAGAAGUAUUGAUUAAUGCACUCGAAUUACUUAGCGAUGAUUGUUUAUUUAAAGGACACACAAAGCGUACUAUGAUACGACUUGAAAUUCAUCUUAGAACAUUAAUGGCAACCUUAGAAAGAGCAUGUUAUUUUCCAAUUGUUCUAAGACGUGAAAUUCGUGAACAGCUUUAUAAAAAUUUGAGGAACUUUAUUGAUAUUCAUUAUAAUGUAACAAAUAUAUUUAAAAAGGGUGUCGGAGGAGUCAGUUCCGGUUUUAAACAUAAACAAAAAUCUAAAGCUACUCCUAAUAGUGACGAUAUUUAUAUGCAUUUUCGAAAUUAUGAUAUUGACUUUUUAUUAAUUCACUUGCGUGAUACUUUACAUAGUAUGCGCAACGAUGAAACACGAAUGCAGGAAAUUUUACGACACAUUAAAGAACUUCUUUUAGCUUUCCUUCAUAUUCCACCUACAGCCGCUGCAGUUGCGUUAGGAAAUAUUCCUAGUGCUCUUGGUGUUGUAGAUAUUUUAUCAAGCCUUGUUAAAGUUUUUGAUUUUAAAUAUCCUAUUACUUAUUGGUAUCCUACUAUUGAUCAAACACAUCAAGGCAAGAACCUAAAUGAUCAAACUGAAUUUCUCGAAUUUUUAAACAUAUGGACUAAGAAAGAACCAACAGCUCCACCAAAUUCAUUAUGGUUUGGAGUUCUAGAUCUUGCUCAAUCCUUAAGCCUGGAAUCAUUACAAAAAUCUAAAUGUAUUUAUAUUUGUUUCAAGUCUUUAGAAUUACUUUUGCUACUAUCUCAUCAAAAGCCUGAAUGGUUUAAAGAUAUAGUACAGGAAGAAAUCAAUAAAUAUAGAGAAUCACUGUCAAUAACUUCUCAACAAAAUCUUGAUAACCUUAUUCAUGAUGUUAACUUAAAGAUUCAACUAAACAUCGAAUUCACAAAGCAAUCAAGUUUACAAAGGGCGGAAAUUCAAGUUGACAAAAAAUUUAAUAGUCUGCUAGAGAUAGUCAUAGAUCAACUUACUUGUCCAAUAACCGUGCAAAUAACUGGUGAUUUUUUUAUUUUGACAUGUGGCCAUUCUAUUAGCAAUUAUGCUAUUAAUGAGUGGAAAAAAAGGUCAGAAAUUGAAAAUAAAAUCUUUGAAUGCCCUAUAUGUAAAAGUGAAAUUAAAUUAGAGUCAACAUUCAGUUUUCCAAAAAAUGCAACAUUAAAAGGUCUUUAUGAAAAAUUAGAACAGGCCGGCUAUUUCAAUAAAUUGUCAGAAGAGCAACUAUCAGCAAAUAACCUUCAUAUAGCAGACGAUGAUUUAUUUUUAAAAUUUAAUAAAGUAAAAAUAUUUCGUGAUUCUAUAAUUUCAAGAUUGCCUUCUCCAAUUUUUCAAAAAGUUCGUCCUAAAAUUACUCUACCAGCUUUUAAUAAGGCAGCUAAAGCAGAAUUACAUGAUUAUAUGGGC
Molecule: messenger RNA, 1599 nt
Organism: Racocetra fulgida
Lineage: Eukaryota; Fungi; Glomeromycota; Glomeromycetes; Diversisporales; Gigasporaceae
Source: the annotation of a GenBank genome assembly